Emericellopsis atlantica is the source of this 1371-nucleotide messenger RNA. RefSeq lists its product as uncharacterized. Lineage: Eukaryota; Fungi; Ascomycota; Sordariomycetes; Hypocreales; Bionectriaceae. The coding region runs from base 267 to 1205 and encodes 312 amino acids. The transcript is spliced from 4 exons. The record is from RefSeq and is a predicted model, not a curated record.
CUUGAUGUUAUUUCGAGAUAUCUCCCAAUCAGCCUCGCUCCAGUAGUAACUGACCGUCUCUGUGCCACAUCACGUACGGAUUCCGCAUACCCAGGGGCCUCAACCAAAGGAGAAAUCGGCCGGGCUCUGGUCGCCCUACGCCUGGGACGUUGCCAUAUAAGAAACACUGUCUUCUCUAGUUGCACGAGAGAAACGCCAUUGCAAGAGACCAAACUCCAAGUGCUUCUGUCUUCUUUCCAACAUCCUUUCAUAUCUAGUCUAUCAAGAUGAUGCGUGUGGCUGUUGCGGGGGGCGGAGGACUGGGGUACUUGCUAGCUACCGGCAUCUCGCAAGCGGACAAUGCAUACAAUGUCAUUGUCCUUUCCAGAACGCAACGGACCGAGUACGUGGCGCACGACAUUCAGGUGCACCCCGUCAACUACUACAGCCACGAGAGCCUCAGCUACGCGCUGCGGGGCGUCGACCUGGUCAUUUCGACAAUCUCCGGACCGGAGCAGAUCAAUCUGAUCAUGGCCGCCGGCGAGGGCGAGGUGCGGCACUUUAUUCCCUCCGAGUUCGAGGGGCCCCUCGCACAGCGACCGACACAGGAUGCCAUGGAUCGCGGCUCCGCCCAGGCUCUCGCCAUGCUGCAGCAUCUGCACAGCAAGAAGCGUCUGGAUUACACCGUCUUCUCGUGCGGUGUCUUUAUGGAACGGUUCCUGCCGCAUGGUCUUGCCACGCUCAACAUUGGGUACGGCGAGGGCGUUGCUGGUGCUGGCAGUUAUCUGUGCGACAUGACCAACAUGACAGCUGAGUACCCCGUGAGUACCCAGAGGGGUCGCACGGUUCGCCUCUGUCUGACGUCGGUGCAUGACCUUGUCUGCUUCGUCAUUGCUGCCAUGGAUCUGGGUCCGAGAACGUGGCCCCGGGAGUUCACCAUGCGGGGCGAUCGUCUUUCGGUGCAGGAUGUGAUCAUGACAUGCAGCAGUGUCCGCAACGCGGCCUUUACGUACCAUCCCCUGGAGUACUCUGACCUGCCGCUGUACCAGGCCCAUUAUGCGGAGGAGGGCGACUACGAGAGGGCGGGAUACUACCAGCGCCUGCUUGCCACGGCAGAGGCACGAUACGACUUCUCACAGGCUUCGCUCAAUGCGAUUGUGAGUCGCAGCUCGUCUGUUAGUGUGUACCCUGCAACAUUCGCGCAGUGGCUGGCCAGCGUGUGGUAGACGUCCCAUGGAAGAGGCUCACUAUGACGGGGGCCAUGCCUUCAACCCCCUGAACGGCCAUCGCCAACCCCCCCCCCCUUUCAGUCACUUACCCUCUUGAGAAUAUGUUCACGACCCCCUGGGCGUCUCUUAUUCACCAAGCACAAUUUCUCGCUCGCAUGUCACG